Messenger RNA from Physella acuta, 1025 nucleotides. RefSeq lists its product as uncharacterized. NCBI's taxonomy places the organism in Eukaryota, Metazoa, Mollusca, Gastropoda, Physidae. The record is from RefSeq and is a predicted model, not a curated record.
AAAGGGUCGUGGCGCGUCAUUUUGCGUGAUGCAGAUGGGAAUAAACAUGGAGAGUUUAUAACGUGGUGGUAAUACAGGACGACAGCAGAAGAUGUGAGCGGGAGAGGUGAACAGUUUCCGGCAACUUUCUCCAGGUUCCAUCAACAUACCUGGCCCACCUGUCUUCUAGUCGUCGGUAAAGUCUGGUGACCUCCACGUUUCAGGCAACACCCCCACCCAGACAUGGAGCACCAACACCGCCCCUGCCAUCCAGCAUCCGACUACAACUUUCAGCACGCACAGUGGAUCAGACACAACCCCGGCGUGACCCUGCCCAGACCCUCGUCCCUCCACGAGGCCAAGGCCGGCCCACCCCACCCUGCCAUGGUGGUCCCCUGCUCGUGUCAGCAGCCGGUCAUCGAGCCGCACGUGCUUGACUCGUGCCAGAGGUGUCUGCCGGUCAACAAGGUCACGUGCCCUGACGCGGCCACCUACGACGGCGACUGCACCAAGUGCUGCAGCUGCUGCAGCCACCAGAAGGAGCGGCCCCUGCCCACGCCACCCCCGGGCUGGAGCUACUGCCCCCCAGAACAUAAGGAUUAUAGAACCUUGAUUCGGCCUAAAAACCCUAACGCAUCCCCCAGCGAUCGACCUGCAGGCACGCCCUACUUUGCUCAAGAAUCCAAGUCAAGCUGUCCACCUGCCCAGGCACCUGUAGCUAAGAAAGGUGGAUUUAACUUUGAUGACUGGAUGCAGGUGUACAACCCCAUAACUGUGCCGGACAACAUGGAGGGCCACUGUAUCCCCUCGCUGUGCACCUGGUGUGCCCCCGCCUACGUCGACUGCUGUCCCCAUUACAAACACCCCAACAUGUACACCAUAGUCAAACAAGGGUUACCUCCCUUCUGAGUUGAGUCAUCUCCCUUUGAUGAUCCAUGAAGAAGACACAAGAAUGAUUGUAUGCAUCACAAGAGCAGUUACGACAUUAAAAAAAAAACUUAGUGAACUUUCAAUCGGGUAGUAAAGGGAAGUAAUAUUCAUAAAAG